This is a messenger RNA of Triticum urartu, 698 nucleotides long. RefSeq names its product histone H2A.2.2. The record is from RefSeq and is a predicted model, not a curated record. Gene Ontology annotation, cellular component: nucleosome. NCBI's taxonomy places the organism in Eukaryota, Viridiplantae, Streptophyta, Magnoliopsida, Poales, Poaceae. Gene Ontology annotation, molecular function: structural constituent of chromatin; protein heterodimerization activity; DNA binding.
ACUCAAACCACAUCAACCAGUCUGCACCGAGCCACCGAACCCACCUCUCGCCGGAUCCCUGCAAGGAGCAAGCAAGCGACGAUGGACGCCAGCAAGCUGAAGAAGGUGGCCGGGAAGAAGUUCGGCGGGCCGAGGAAGAAGUCGGUGACCCGGUCCGUCAAGGCCGGGCUCCAGUUCCCCGUCGGCCGCAUCGGGCGCUACCUCAAGAAGGGCCGCUACGCCCAGCGCGUCGGCUCCGGCGCCCCCGUCUACCUCGCCGCCGUCCUCGAGUACCUCGCAGCCGAGGUGCUGGAGCUGGCCGGGAACGCCGCCAAGGACAACAAGAAGACGAGGAUCGUGCCCAGGCACCUGCUGCUGGCCAUCCGCAACGACCAGGAGCUCGGGAGGCUGCUGAGCGGCGUCACCAUCGCCCACGGCGGCGUGAUCCCCAACAUCAACCCGGUGCUGCUCCCCAAGAAGGCCGCCGAGAAGGCCGAGAAGGCCGCCGCCAAGUCGCCCAAGAAGGCCACCAAGUCCCCCAAGAAGGCCACCAAGGCCUAGAUCCUAGUAGUGUCUGCGGUGUACUGAUGGUUCCAGUUUGGUUAGAUGUAGUCGCUGUUUCACUCUGUGUCCCUGCGCCCCUGAUGUAAUCGCCAACAAAGCGGAAGCCGCUUGCUUCCCCUUGACUUAUGAAUUAGUAUCAACUAUGCGUUUCUGAA